Messenger RNA from Hevea brasiliensis (rubber tree), 1191 nucleotides. RefSeq lists its product as uncharacterized. The transcript has a single exon. The coding region runs from base 1 to 1191 and encodes 396 amino acids. The record is from RefSeq and is a predicted model, not a curated record. NCBI's taxonomy places the organism in Eukaryota, Viridiplantae, Streptophyta, Magnoliopsida, Malpighiales, Euphorbiaceae.
AUGGUUGACACAUCUAACACAGCUGGUAUCCCUGCACCUUUAGCUGAAGGACACUCUAUCACUAGACCACAUUUGUUUAAUGGUUCUAAUUGUUCUUUCUGGAAAAUUAGGAUGAGAAACUUUAUUCAAUCUGUUGAUAUUGAAGCAUGGCAAAGAAUUGUUAAAGGUCCUGAAAUUCUAUUAGAAUUACAUGCUGAUGGUUAUAGAGAAAAACUAGAAGAUGAAUAUAAUGAACUUGAUUGGAAGAAAGUUUCUUCAAAUGCUAAAGCUUUAAAUAUUCUUCAUUGUGCACUUGAUGCAACUGAGUAUAAUCAUAUUUCAGGUUGUACAUCUGCAAAAGAAGUGUGGGAUAAACUUGAAGUCACAUAUGAAGAGACUAAUCAAGUGAAGGAAUCAAAAGCCAAUAGGCUUGUUCGAGAAUAUGAACUAUUUAAGAUGAAACCUGGAGAAACCAUUUCAGAAAUGAGCUCAAGAUUUACUGAUUUGGUGAAUGUUCUCAAAGCUCUUGAAAAGGAAUUCACUGAAGAAGAAUUAGUCAAGAAAGUCUUGAGGUCACUACCUAAAUCAUGGGAAACAAAAGUAACAAUGAUCUUUGACACCAAAGACUUCUCCAAAUUCACUUAUGAUCAGCUGAUUGGUUCUCUUAUUGCUCAUGAAAUGCUUUAUGACAAGAGCAAGAGUAAUGUAGAUCAAGAAAAGACAAAGAGAGGAAUUACCUUGAAAUCAAGCCAAGAGGAUGAAUUAAGGAAAACUAUAGCUUUUAAGGCUGCCUCAAGUAACAGCUCCAAAAGUUCAAGUGAUGCUGAUGAUAUUGCCAUGAUUACAAAAAGAUUCAAGAAAGCAUUCAAAGAGGGAGGUUCGAAAUAUAAGAAAUUCCUAAAGAAGUAUUCUCCCAAAGGUGAAACAAGCAAGGAUCAAAGUGAGAUUAAAUGCUUUCAAUGGAACAAACCUGGCCACAUCAAGCCAAAUUAUCCUAAACUGAAAAAGAAGAAUUCAAAGGAUAAGAGCAAGAAAGUUCUGGUUGCUGGUUGGAUGGACAGUGAUAACUCUAGUGACAAGGAGGUUACACACAUUUGUCUCAUGGCUCUAGAAGAGGAUAAACCAAAAAGCUCCCAACAAAGAGAAAUCAACACUGAGGUAAUAAUUCUGACUCUCUUAGCAUUGAAGAUUAUGAAGAUGCAAAGUUUAUAA